Messenger RNA from Cuscuta epithymum, 1138 nucleotides. Lineage: Eukaryota; Viridiplantae; Streptophyta; Magnoliopsida; Solanales; Convolvulaceae. The record is from the annotation of a GenBank genome assembly.
AAUUGAACCAUAAAAAAUGCUUGUAAUGAUUUCUCGCUUGAGAAAAUUGAGAAUUGAAAAGUCAGAAAGUCCUAUAAUGAGUUAUCACUGGAAUCAUGGGAGGUCGGUAAAUUGAAAUCCCUAGACAGGCGGAUUUAAUUUCAGGAAACUACACAUCGGAGGCUCCGCCAUCGUCUGAAUCUCUUAUAAAACCAACAAUCAGGCAUCCGCAAUGACCGGCGAAAUAUGAACGGAAACAAGAACAGGAGAUCUUCCGCCGUCGGUGACAAGUCGAGAGGCACAACCUCCAGCGACGUUUCCGUUGGGUCAAUGAAGAAGAAAUCGACGCCGGGAGUGGGCAAUAAGGACGGCGGCGGGUGGUCUCUGAGAAACGCCCAUUUCACGACGUGGACGGCCGGGGACGCGUUGAAUGUGGCGAGGGAGCACACCGUACUGUGCGCCUUCUUCUUCGCGGUCCUGUCAUUCAUGGGGGUGGAGUACACCCUGCGUAUGAUCCCGCACAAUUCUCCGCCGUUCGAUCUCGGGUUCGCCGCCACCAUCCACUUGCACCGCACGCUUGCUUCAUCGCCGGCGGUCAAUACGCUCCUUGCGGCCCUGAAUACGGCAUUUGUGGGGAUGCAAACGGCUUAUAUCAUUUGGGCGUGGGUAAUUGAAGGGCGCCCAAGAGCCACUAUUUCGGCUUUGUUCAUGUUCACCACCAGAGGAAUUCUGGGCUAUGCUACUCAGUUACCUUUGCCUAAGGAUUUCUUGGGAUCAGGAGCUGAUUUCCCAGUAGGGAAUGUGUCUUUUUUCCUGUUCUACUCAGGGCAUGUGGCGGCUGCUGUGAUUGCUUCUCUUGACAUGAGGAGGAUGCAGAGGAUGAGAUUGGCACUGGUCUUUGAUGUGCUCAAUGCUUUGCAAGCACUUAGGCUGCUCACCACCAGGGGUCACUACACCAUUGAUUUGGCUGUAGGUGUUGGUGCCGGUCUGCUCUUCGAUUCUCUGGCCGGAAAGUAUUUUAACAUAAAAAAUUGAACUCUUGAUGAUAUCUGUCACUUGGCAUUUGUAGUGUUAAAUUUUGUUACUCCCUAUUUGAUAUUCUGAAUAAACCAUAGCCGAAAUUAAUCCUUUACUGGCCUUGUAUGUAUCUGAAUUCACA